AUGGAACAAAAUGAAGUCAAACAACCACAACCACCUUCCGGAAUACCCGACCUGCAGGCUCUACGCCUAGCAGCCCUACAAACUUUGAAAUCUAGGAAGGAUACGUCGUUGGCGUUAUCCCAAGAUGACACUGGUUCAGAACGUGAGGAAGGCGAGUUAUCGGAAACGGAAUCAUCAACAGAAGAGUUUCGAACUCGGUUCGUUCAGGGAAAGAUUGAGUUGCAAAAUAAUAAUCCCGGCGCUAGUACUUUGAAUUUUUUUGAUGAUAGGUAUCUAGAUUAUAUUGAUUAUCGAGGCUCGCUAGAUCGAGGUUCGCUAGACGCUAUAACCAGACAGAUAGUCUCUCAGAUAUACGCUGCGGGUGGUACAGCCGAAGACAUGAUUCGGGAAGGGGUGCCACUAGACAUUAUACUAAGAUUCUCACAGGAACUAAAUAUGCCUACUUCUCCAUACUUGGAGUCCAUGACUUAUUCGCAGCGAUUUGAAGAUUCAAGAUCAAGAGGUGCUGGCGGAAUGGGUGGAAUUAUGAUGCCGAUGAUGGAACCUCCAAACAACAAUAUUGCAAUGGGAGGAGUGGAUAUAUAUAAUAUACACAAUAAUCACAACAAUGGCCUUUCGUCGUUUUCACCAUCACAUUACCACCAAGUCCCGCCGUUAAUACCUCCGACAAUAUUGUCAUCUUCAUCUACAAAUUAUAAUCUGCCUCCGUAUAUACCGUCAAGUGAACCACUAUCUCGAAAUAUCAAAGCUCCAGUAUCGCAGCAGCAGCAUAAUAUAAUGGACUUUGACCCUUAUGGGCCGUCUUCUCGAUUAAAAGACGAAAAUGGCUUAAAUAAUUAUGGACAAUAUUUUUACAAUGCUCCAAUUAACAGUAAUGGUGGUGGUGCCACUACUGUUAAUACUACAUUAUUACAAAAUGUCUGUCCUGAGCGACCGGAAAUAAAAAUGAGGAGAAAUUCUCAACCUCAAUUCAUGUCAAACAUGUCGUCGUUGGGGGCUCACAACAAAAAUAUGGUAUUAUCAGAGCGAGAAGCAGCGCCUAUUGUAAAUAAUUGUCAAAAUUCGGGAGCAGCAGCAGCGGGAGUACAACAAACAACAGGACUUUUCGAAGAUGCACACGACAACUUGGAGCAAUUUGUUCCAAUAACACCAAAAAACGAUAAACCAAUCAAAUUUCCAUAUCCUAAUCCUACGCCACUAAAGUCUACUGGCAUUGAAAUAUCCACAACUCAAUUUCUACCACCAGUGUCAUCAUCUUUUUCAUCAUCGAGAGAUACGAACUCCUUAAUCCAACAACCUCUGCAUACUAAUAAACUGCCCAUUGAUUCCCGUAUUAAAGAAACAAACAUUUCCAACUCUGUAAUAGAGAAAUCGCCUAAUGGUUCCCUACCACAAGCUCCGACAACAUUAAUAAAUUUUAAAGAUGAACCCCUAAAUUCUCCCAUCAAUAAUGCAAUCAGUUCGACAAGCAACAAUAAAAAUCUCGUGCAGAAGGAUUCUACCUCAAUAAUUAACAAUACUAAUCCUACUCUCGAUGUUGCAUCGCUCCCGUCGCACUCAUUGGCAGUUAAUAAAGAACCAAAUGUAUCUUUAUCAAUCCCUCAGAUUAACAAAAAAGCUGCUCCCAUUAAUCCAAAAAAUGCUAAGAUUACAGUUUCUACAGCCUUAGAGACGAUAACCCCACCGUUAACGACGUCGACUACUCCCUUUACUAAAAACAAUAUUACUGUUGCUCCUAUUUCAAUACGACAGAGUGAAGCGUAUCAGAAAAAAUUCGCACCAAAUAGACGGACAAGUUAUAUUAUAAAUUUGAGUGAUGAAUCUGACAACGAGCAACGCUCCAAAAAGCAGUCUGGACCAGUUAAAAAUCCAUUGAACAUAAAGACAAAAGAGUCUUCUGUCAAAGCAAGUAUUGAAAAACUCGAAGCGAAAACUCAAUUAGAGAAAAAAGAGCGGGAAAUCAAAAAGUUACAACAAAUAAUUAGCUUAAAAGAGAAACUCAAAAAGGCUAAAGAGAAUUCUGCAACAUCUAUUCCGACGGUUUCCUCCGCUACUUCAUCUAAUUCUACCGCGACUUCUAAUAAUAACAAUGACCAGACCCUUAAUAUUUUAAAUUCGUCGAUCUCUACACAGAUUAUGCAAAAAGAUUCUUUAUCGAAUUCUGAAAAUCACCCCAUUUCAAAUUUAUCAAUCGCCUCAUCUAUCCCAAACACUUUGUCAUCGACCUCUAAGAUUCGAGAGUCUAUCUCCACACCAUCAACCUCUCCUUCGAUUCAUGAUGCAUAUUCAGUAAUCCCUGAAAAUCAAAUGACACCAAAUUCAUUAAUUUCUACAUCUAUUCAAAGUAACUCUCCACAGAUUUCUCAGAACCAACAACCUGUUCCUGCUUCAUUAUUAUCCCCUGUCUCUACUAAAAAAAAUACUGUAGCAACUCCUGUAAUUCAAUCUAUUGGAACAUCAUCUGCUGCUGCUUUCCAAAAAGCUUCUCUUGGGAACCAUAAUUUUUCAACAACGUCCCCUGCAUCCACUCAAAAAAUUCCCAUAACAACUUCUGGGGAUCGAAAUAUUUCAACAUUAUCAUCCCCUAGUUCCAUCCAAGCCACCGCAAUAACAUCUGAGAAACAAUCAAUUUCAACACCUUCAUCCCCCGUGUCUAUUCACAAAACACCUAUAUUAAUUCCUAAUAAUCCGAUUGUCUCAACAUCAUCUGCUGCUUCUAUUCAGAAAGCUAUUUCCUUGACAAUUCCUGAGAAUCAAAACAUCUCAAAGCAAUCAUCAACAUACUCUUCAGUCCAAAAAUCUUCAAUAGCAACCACUUCUGAGAAUCAGCCUAUAUUAACAACGUCAUCAUUGUCAUCUUCUGCACCUUUCCGAAAAACUUCCUCUCCAAUUCACUCAUAUAAAAUUAUAUCAAAGUCACCAGCUUCUGGAGCUAAGCAAAAAACGCCCACAGUAACUUCUGCUAAUCAAGUUACUUCAAAGUCAACAACUUCAACACCUGGGACCAACUCUUCCACGAUCAUUGAAAACUUAAUUAUAUCUUCCGAUAAUACUGCCUUGAAACUCAAAACUGAUUUGGAUGCAGCAAUAAAAACUUUCGAUGAAGCGGAAAAAGAAGAUAUGUCAAAUCAAAGUAAACUCAUCGAGAUACAGGAACAGAUUAAAGAACAAGAGUCGAUAAUAACUGCAACUGAGAAUAAGCUUAAGGAACUUCAAGCUCAACUUUUAAUUGAAGAGACGAAUAAAGCUGAUGCUGUGGAAACUAAACAUGAACUUUCUGUCUCUGCCACAAAUCACGAGUCAAGAGCAUCAGAAAUCUCCGAAAAGCUCACCUAUCUUAAAAAAAGUAUUAAAGACACAAGAGAAAAAUUGACCCAGCAUGUGAAUCAAGUCAAGAAAAAUCUAAGAAAGACUCUUAGCGAAAGUAAAGACAAUAAUCUAAAUGCGAAUGGAAAAAGGAAAGCAAUUCAAUUACAUUCGAAUAAUAAUCCCGCAGAGUCAAGUCCUGUCAAAAAAAUCAAGACGAAAUCAGAUAACAAAAGCCAAGAUGUGCUUGAAUUAGUCAAGAAAAAAGAAGAAAUCGAUAAAUUACUGGAAGAGAAUAGGCGGAUGGUAGCACAACAUAUAGCUCGAAUUCAAGUAGUAGCCAAAGGAAAAAGUGCGUCAAAGAAAAAUGAGCCUCAAGAAACGAUUGAUUAUCCUCAUUUCAAGACUUAUGAAUCACCAUUGAGACAAUUCCGAUCCUAUCGCUUCCAUCCAAAUUACUUGGAAAUGGUCUCAGACGGCUAUAAAUCUCUCACCUUUAGUCAUAAUAUUGAACAUCAAAAACCGUUUUGCGUAUUUGAAACAUUCCCAGGAGGCGUAUGUAACGAUGAAUAUUGUCAAUCACAACAUUUUAGAGAUAUAACAAUGACUGAAGAGAAAAUUAUAGCCGAUAUGGCUUCAUAUGUCGAAGGCACCGAUGUUUAUCUACGACAAACAUAUCGCAAUGACGUGGCACAACUCAUAAAAGAAUACAAAGCUAAUGGUAGCACUGAUUUUAACGGUCUCAUCGAAGUAAUAGUCGCAUAUCGCCGAGAUUUCCUUGGGAAGAUCGAGCGAUAUCAGAGUUUUGAAUCGCCGCGCAUAAUAUGUUUUACGAAAGAAAAAAUAUACGUAGAUGGUGAGGAAGCAGAUCAAGAAGUUGACAUGCAAGAAGAUGACGAAGAGGACGAGGCUACAGAUGGUGUUUUCCGUGAUGAGGAUAUCAUCUUAGAAGACGCUUCCAAUGAGACGGAACAAAUUGACGAGACUCAUAACGAUGAACCAAAAGGCGUUCUGAACCGCAUUGCUAAUUGGUUUGGUCUGAGUUAA
Ambispora gerdemannii is the source of this 4353-nucleotide messenger RNA. The record is from the annotation of a GenBank genome assembly. Lineage: Eukaryota; Fungi; Glomeromycota; Glomeromycetes; Archaeosporales; Ambisporaceae.